AAUUGAAGAAAUAAGCUUAUAUAAUUUCUUACUAUUUUGCCAAAAAACUCUCGCAGAAAGAUCAGAGACACUUACUUGGGAGGACAAGUCAUCUGUACAUCAAGAAUACUAUAACGGAAUUAAAAAAAAAAUAG
Messenger RNA from Racocetra fulgida, 134 nucleotides. NCBI's taxonomy places the organism in Eukaryota, Fungi, Glomeromycota, Glomeromycetes, Diversisporales, Gigasporaceae. The record is from the annotation of a GenBank genome assembly.